AUGGAGGGCUAUCUCAUGAAAAAGGGCUGGUUCAACCAGUGGAAGAUGCGUUAUGUCACUUGUUCAGAUCAGAAGCUUAGUAUCUACAAAAACAAGGGCGACAGAGAAGGAAGUAUCUUCAACGUAUUAAAUUGUUCCAUCAAAAUGAUCGAACAGAAGAGAUGGAACAGAAAAUUUGUAUUCCGUGUAAAAAUUGCAGACAAAAGAAUCUACCUCGCCGCUGAAGAUGAAAUUACACUCAAGAAAUGGACAAAUUGCAUUCAAGGCAGAGCUCAAAGAGCUUCUCUUCUUGGUGCAAGCUGCAUCAGAGAAUCAUUAGAACCAAAGGGAAACGCUCAGUCAGAUUUACACAAACGCAGAUCGUCUACAAUUGCUUCUCUUUCUCGCAAUGACUUCCAAAAUAUUACAAACUUCAGAUCAGAGAAGUUCGCACAAUCAUACGUUGAUGCAUCACUUAAGCGUGAAGAUCCACAAUCUCAAUUCCAAUUCGCUGAAUCUUGUGGCGAAUUUCUUGCAUUUGCUCAUUCAGCAAGCCAAGGCAUAUUCAAUACAAACAGGAUCAGAGAUAUUGAAGGUUACAAUGUCAAACUCAUCACAGAUCCAAAUGAACGCAAAGAAAAAUUAAAUCAAAUGAGAGCUCUUCAAGCUCUUGUUGAUCAGAACAUUCCAGGAGUCUACGUUCCACUUCAAUGCAUCAUCGAUUACUACGGCCAGACUCUUUACUUCGAAUCUAAAGUUGAUAAUCCAACAACAGCCCUUUCACCAAACAAUGCUGAGCUUCUUUCAUCCCUUAAGCUCAAACACUCAUCAACAAAGGCUGUACAAGACUCUAAGGGUCGUCUUUGGAUUCUUUCUGGUGAAGGAUAUUACAAUCGUGCUUCUAAGAAGGAAGUUGAGACAUUUGUCAAACUUCUUGACAGAAUGAAAGUUUUCGUAUUCGAUUCUCAAAGCCUUCACGAGGAAAUGUCAAUCCGUCGCAUUCCUGUUUCAGAAUUACCAACAAUGUCGAAGAUGACACAGAUUCCUGCCAUCAGGAUUCUUCUCGAGACCGAAAUGAUUGCAAGAGUUUGCAAGCAAAUCUUCCUCGAGAUCACAAGCUCUUUAUCUCCAGGAGAAAGAAAUGAAGCCGCUUUGAAUUUCUUCAAUGCUGUUCUCGGAAAAGGAGAAGAAUCAGACAAGAUGUGGUCUGAAAGAAUCACUCCAGGAGUCAGAGCUAAGUUUGGUGUUAAGCUUGACAGGUCAAUACCUUUCAUGCACAUGCCACAACUCUUCUUCUCUCUUCAGUUCCAUACAGGUGUUGACUUCAAAGACACUGAUUCCUACAAUUUCAACCAGAAAUCACCGCUUUCUGUUGAUGAUUUGAACUCAUUGAACGCUGUUCCACAUCACAGACUUGUCCAACUCUGCUACAUCAUGAGAGGUCUUAACAAGAACCCAGUUUCCCUCUGCCAGGAAGGUUUCUAUGAUGAAGCCAUGUUGGAUUUCAACAACAAAAUUUCUGUUUAUCAAAGUAUCUUCGGUGAUGAAAAUAUCUUCGUCGCAUCAGGUCUUUCUCUUCUUUCUGCUGCUUACUUAGGUACAGGAGAUGUUGAGAAGGCUGAGAUCUGUGCAAAUGGAGCUCUCAAUGCAGGAAGAAACAUCCACUGCGCUUUAGUUCCUGCAUACAUCACUCUCAUUUCAACAGCUCUUGGCAUUGAACAAAUCAACCAAUACAUGGCUCGCGCUAAGCAAUUAGUUACAUUCCAGCUUGGUGACAAGCAUUGGUUCAUUGCUGAUAUCCUUAUCGCAGCAGCACAAGCUUUCCAGAACCUCGACAAGAACAAAGAAGCAAUGACAUUGAUCGAAGAAGCCAUGGAACUCUGCAAAUCUUUGCUCGGAGUUUCUCAUCCAAAGACAUCAAAGACAUUCUUGAUCAUGGGCAAACUCCAGACGACACUCAGACAAUAUGGACAAGCUGAAUCUCUCGUCCAACAAGCUUUGUAUUCCAUUAAGGCUGAAUACGGAGAUUCAAGUGUCGAAUACGGAGAAUGCGUUUACAUGUACGCUGAUGUUUUGAACGAUGAAGGAAAAAUCGAUGAAGCAUUGCCUUACGCGAAGAAAGCUUAUGAGAUUCGCUCUCAAGCUUACGAAGAAGAAUCAGCACAAGUCAUAGAGAGUAUCCAGCAACUCGCUGUUAUCUAUGAUCAGUUGAAUGAAGCUGAUGAAGCUUACGUUUACUACAGAAAGUUACUUGAGUUCUUGAAGAGAUUGGAAGAUGAACCAAUCUUCGAGGAAACAGUCAGAGUUUUCAGGAACGUCAUCUGUCUUUUCUUCAGAACAAUUGGAGGAAAACAGAGACAGUUAGUCAACCAAAUCAGAAGAAGAAAUGUUCCUAAGUUAGAGGAAAUGAUGCUUUCUGUUUUCACUCAAUUGAUCGAAGGUGAUCCAAUUACUUUCGCUCAAGAACAAGUGGAGAAAUACAACAGAACAGCUGAAACAAUCAACUUCGAUAACUUGGCAAUCCUUUACCACAUCGCUACUGAUGACCUUGAGUCCUUGAAAUGGUUAGAUGAACAUUGA
Molecule: messenger RNA, 2559 nt
Organism: Trichomonas vaginalis G3
Lineage: Eukaryota; Parabasalia; Trichomonadida; Trichomonadidae
Product: eukaryotic translation initiation factor 3 subunit EIF-3 family
Exons: 1
Coding region: 1-2559 (852 amino acids)
Biological process (GO): organelle organization
Molecular function (GO): protein binding
Source: RefSeq, a predicted model, not a curated record